AUGGCGAUUGAAAGAGCUCUCAAAGUGCGGAACUGUCACCGAAGAAGGCCCAAAUUCCCGUCGAAACCCGUUCGCGGAAGCGCGGCGGCUGCUUUGCCCGCACCAAGUCCGGCCGCUUUGAGGCCGAUGGCGAGAGAAGUCGAUGUCGUGCUCGCUCGUGGCACGACGCCGCACGAGUUUGGCUCUCGACAUGACAGCAGGAAACGGGGGAGGAUGGGGGAAAAGGCAUCAUAG
Messenger RNA from Purpureocillium lilacinum, 234 nucleotides. The record is from RefSeq and is a predicted model, not a curated record. NCBI's taxonomy places the organism in Eukaryota, Fungi, Ascomycota, Sordariomycetes, Hypocreales, Ophiocordycipitaceae.